AUGACAGUGAUCUGUGACAACACCGCCAAUGUGAAGGAUGUGUUCUUCACAUGGACCAGAGCUUGCUUCCAGCAGACAUACCAUGAGGCUCCGGGUCGGAAGCGGUGUCCCCGGUCUCCCGCGCACUGUCGGUCUCUCCAUCUCCCGGAGCCUCGGAACCUCCUGUCCCCUGGGCGGCACCACCACGGCUUCUCGCGCAUCCGCCCAUUGGCCGCAGCAGCUUCCUGGACGCCUAGUAGCGGGGCCAAAUCUGGUCUCUCGGCGCGGGAACAGACAGGUAAGGGUUAUGAAUGUAAGGAAUGUGGGAAAGAAUUUAGCCUGUUCUCAACGCUCUCUACACAUAGACAAAUUCACAGUGGAGAGAGGCCCUAUGAAUGUAAGGAAUGUGGAAAAGCCUUUACUCGGCUCUCAAACCUCUAUAGACAUAAAAUAAUUCACAGUGGAGGGAGGCCUUAUGAAUGUAAGGAAUGUGGGAAAGCAUUUAGUCAGCUCUCAAACCUCUCUAUACAUAAAGGAAUUCACAGUGGAGAGAGGCCAUAUGAAUGUAAGGAAUGUGGGAAAGCAUUUACUCAUCCCUCCAACCUCUAUAGACAUAAAAGAAUUCACAGUGGAGGGACUCCCUAUGAGUGUAAGGAAUGUGGAAAAGCAUUUAGUCAGCCCUCAGCCCUCUCUAUACAUAAAAGAAUGCACAGUGGAGAAAGGUCCUACGAAUGUAAGGAAUGUGGGGAAGCCUUUACACAGGCCUCAUACCUCACUGUACAUAUGCAAACUCACAGUGGAGAGAAGCCUUAUGAAUGUAAGGUAUGUGGGAGAGGCUUUUCAAAGGCCUUGUGCCUCACAUCACAUAUGGGAACUCAUAGUGGUGAGAGGCCUUAUGAAUGUAAGGAAUGUGGGAAAGCAUUUAGUCGGUCCUCAACCCUCACUACGCAUAGACGAAUUCACACUGGAGAGAAGCCCUAUGAAUGUAAAGAAUGUGGGAAAGCAUUUAGUCAGCUGGCACACCUUUCUAAACAUAAAAGGAUUCACAGUGGAGAGAGGCCCUAUGAAUGUAAGGAAUGUGGGAAGGCAUUUAGUCGGUCCUCAACCCUCUUUAGACAUAAAAGAAUUCACAGUGGAGAGAGGCCCUAUGAAUGCAAGGAAUGUGGGAAAGCCUUUCGGGAGUCCUCACACCUAACUCAACAUACAAGAACUCAUACUGGAGAGAGACCUUAUAAAUGUAUGAAAUGUGAAAAAUCCUUUUCCCGUUCAUCCUACCUUACUGAACAUAUAAAAACUCACAGUGGGCAGAGGCUUUAUAAAUGUAAUGAAUGUGGGAAAGCCUUUAGUCAUACCUCAGUCCUCUCCAAACAUAGAAUCACUCACAAGAGAGAGAAGCCUUAUGAAUGUAAGGAAUGUGGGAAAGGCUUCAAACGUUCCACGUAUCUUACUAACCACAUGAGAACUCACACUGGAGAGAGGCCCUAUGAAUGCAAGGAAUGUGGGAAAGGCUUUACACAGGCCUGGAAGCUCACCUCACAUAUGGGCUUUCACAGUGGAGAAAGGCCUUUUGUGUGUAAGAUAUGUGGGAAAGGCUUUCGAGAUUCCUCACACCUAACUCGACAUAUAAGAACUCAUACUGGAGAGAGACCUUAUAAAUGUAUGAAAUGUGAAAAAGCCUUUGCUCGUUCAUCCUACCUUACUGAACAUAUAAAAACUCACAGUGGGCAGAGACCUUAUAAAUGUAAGGAAUGUGGGAAAGCCUUUAGUCAUUCCUCUGUCCUCUCAAAACAUAGAAUCACUCACAAGAGAGAGAAGCCUUAUAAAUGUAAGGAAUGUGGGAAAGGCUUUAAACAUUCCACAUAUCUUACUAACCAUAUGAGAACUCACACUGGAGAGCGGCCCUAUGAAUGUAAAGAAUGUGGAAAGGCAUUUAGUCGGCUCUCAGUCCUCUCUAUACAUAAAAGAAUUCAUAGUGGAGAGAGGCCCUAUGAAUGUAAGGAAUGUGGGAAAUCAUUUAACCAACCCUCCAACCUGUAUACACAUCAAAGAAUUCACUGUGGAGGGCGGGAGGCCCUAUGA
Molecule: messenger RNA, 2058 nt
Organism: Orycteropus afer afer
Lineage: Eukaryota; Metazoa; Chordata; Mammalia; Tubulidentata; Orycteropodidae
Source: RefSeq, a predicted model, not a curated record